AAAUUGGCAAAUGGCAAUCUGGUUAACCUGAAAAUUGAAAAGCUCUUUUUUGCAGGUCCGCAGCUCGGCUUUCAAAAUGUCUACAAAUUCUAUUGAAAAUGAGAUAGACCAAAACGACCAAAAAAACGAAAACGAAUUGGACAUACCAAUGGACUUUUCCAUAAAACAUCCACUGCAGAGCUGCUGGAGUCUGUGGUAUUACGAAAAUGAUAGGAAUUUGACAUGGGAGAAGAACCAAAAGGAAAUUUCCUCCUUUCAAACAGUUGAGGACUUUUGGAGCCUGUACAAUCACAUUAAACCUGCUAGUGAACUGAGACAAGGUACUGAUUACUCCCUCUUCAAGAAAGGUAUCAUGCCCAUGUGGGAAGAUAAGGCCAACAACAAGGGCGGCAGGUGGCUGCUCAGCUUAGAAAAGAAACAAAGAAAUAAUGAUUUAGAUCGGUACUGGUUAGAUAUUAUAUUGUGUUUGAUUGGAGAAGCUUUUGAAAAUUCAAAUGAAAUUUGUGGAGCUGUUGUUAAUAUUAGGCAAAAAGGAGACAAAAUUGGUAUCUGGACCGCAGACGCCCAGAACGCAGCUGCCGUGUUGGAGAUCGGAAGAAAACUGAAAGAAAGGCUUCACAUAAAUCAGAGGACCAUGUUGGGCUACCAAGUACACAAAGAUACCAUCGAAAAGACUGGGUCGGUUUCCAAAUAUUCGUACACCGUUUGACAGACCGGAAGCUGAUCCUAGAUUUCUAACCAAUAAUCAAUCGUUUCAUAGUUUAUAUUAAUUGUAUUUUUUUAGUUCGAACUUUCUUAUCAUUACACCACUGUUUGGAAAUUAUUUAUUUUGUUCUUUCAUUUGGGUAAGUGUUUCAUGGACACUUUUUGUUACUAGAAUAAUCUGUUUACAAUAUAUUUUAUAAUUUUAACUGAAAACAUAGCCUAUGCUUUCUGUAUUUAUAUAAAAUAUUAAAAAAACUGAAAAUCUA
Molecule: messenger RNA, 971 nt
Organism: Phaedon cochleariae (mustard beetle)
Lineage: Eukaryota; Metazoa; Arthropoda; Insecta; Coleoptera; Chrysomelidae
Source: the annotation of a GenBank genome assembly